AAUGGAAGUGGAGAAUAAUAUAUACCUACUGCACCUCAAAAGCCAUCAGAAAUGAUCCUCAAGGCCUCAGUUACAGAGAAUGAAUUCCGGGGCAAGUUGCUGAGUCAGAGGUGGACGAGAGGAGAGCGGAGCGGCAGCUGCCUGGGCACACACAACCUGCAGAGGAAGCCAGCCAGAAUGAGUCUGGAGGUUGAAGAGAAACGAACGCGGACACGCUCAAGGGGAAACCGAGCGCCCGUUGAGCUUAUGGGACAACAGGAAUUAAGCUGCCCCACGCCUGGAUGCAGCGGCUCAGGACACAUCAGUGGGAGAUACUCCCGGCAUCGCAGCGUGCUAAGCUGCCCUUUGGCCAAAAAGAGGAAACAGCAGGAGGCGGAGUCAGAACAGGACCAGCCCACUCCUAAGAGGAAGCCCCACCCCCUGACACUGGCCCUUGAUGAGGGCUACAGUGUGGAUGGCUCCGGCAGUGAGGAGGAGGUGGAAGGCAAGGAUGACCCCUCCGCAGAGGAAGGGGCAGAGUCAGAGUUGGAGGAACAGAGGGAGGAGGAAGAGGAGGUGCUGACGAAGAAAGGGGAGCCUGGAGAGAGGCCCAGCACAGCAGAGGUCACAGUAGAGGAAGGUUUGCCAGCGGAAUCUUCGAGCACUGGAAAAUGUGACGAUACCGAGCAGUCAUCUGCAGCCUCACCCACACCCACAGACACGCCCCCAGCCUCUCCCACAGCUGGGACCCGCCUCUCCAGUUGCCAUGAGAUAGUUGCCAGCUCUUUGCUCCACCUGAGCCAGAUCACAGAGGCCACGCCCCUCCAGCAAAAGGUUGUCAUGGAGACAGGGGCAGACAACCAGGAGGAAAGGGCUGGGCAGGAAGAGGAAAAUAAAGACAAUGAGCCUGCAGAUGUGAAGCAUGAGGAAGAGGAAGAUGAAGGCGAUAUGGGCAGAGAGGUGAAGUGUGAAGAGGAAAAGGUAGUGCAGCAGCCAGUAGGGGGAAAACUUGAGGUGUCAGCUGAUGAAGAAGAAGAGGAAGGAGAAGUAGGUGGGCCACAUGCUGGGCAAAGGGAAAAUUCAGACCACCAGUAUUUCAGCGGGGCACAGGCAGAGGUCAAGAGGGAGGGCACACAGGAAGAGGAAGAAGAUGAUGAAGCUGAUGAAGAUAACGAGGAGGAGGAAGAGGGAGAGGGAGAAAAACCCACCUCCACCAACAUCAGCACCGCCAGCGUCUCAUCUCAGGGAUCAGAAACCGAAGCACAGGGAGUGGGGCAUGGCAAAACUGCCCAAGGAGAAGAGACCCACCCCACUCCCAAAACCACACCCCCCACUGCGGCCCGCAUGGAGGAGUCAGAGAGAGAGGAGGAGGAAGAGGAGGAGGAGGAAGAGGAAGAGGAGCACGAUAGCCUCUCGCAGAGGUCAGUGGUGAUGGAGGAGGCAGAGUCGUACGACCUGACGCGGGGGAACCUGGGGCUCCUGGAGCAGGCCAUCGCCUUGAAGGCAGAGCAGGUGCAGGGCCACACCCACCAACCCCUCAGGUACUUCCCCACGAAGGAGCGGCCAGACAAGCUCACGGACGCCGCGCACAGCAAGGGUUACUUCAGCAAAGAGAGCUCCAGGCAGGAGAAAAAGGAAGUGAAAUGCCCCACCCCUGGCUGUGACGGGACGGGUCAUGUGACCGGCCUGUACCCUCACCACCGCAGUCUGUCCGGCUGCCCACACAAGGACCGGGUCCCUCCAGAGAUCCUGGCCAUGCACGAGAAUGUGCUGAAAUGUCCAACACCUGGCUGCACGGGACAGGGUCAUGUCAACAGCAACCGCAACACCCACAGGAGUCUGUCAGGCUGUCCCAUUGCUGCAGCAGAGAAGCAGUCCAAGUCCCACGAGAAGCAGUCCGCCCCGCCGUACCCCUCCACUGACAGCACGCCAGGAAGCCCCAACUCUGACAGAGUCCUCAGGCCCAUGUGUUUUGUGAAGCAGCUGGAGAUCCCCCAGUAUGGCAGUUUCAGGCCAGGUUCACUACCAGCUACGCCUCGCGCCAACCUCGCUAAGGAGCUGGACAAGUACUCCAAGGUGUCCUUCGACUAUGCCACCUUCGACGUCCAGGUGUUCGGGAAGCGCAUGCUGGCCCCAAAGCUACAGACCAGUGAAACCUCACCAAAAGCCUUUAAAUCCAAACCCUACCCCAAGGCCUCUUCCCCCAGACGCAGCGUGCCCGGGGGUUACACACAGAAUGCCUCUUCCUCCUGCUCCUCUUCUUCCUCCUCCACCAGCGGCUACGACUACUCCCAUGAUGCUGAGGCUGCUCACAUGGCUGCCACUGCCAUCCUUAACCUGUCCACCCGCUGCUGGGAGAGACCCGAGAGCCUGCUCUCCAAGCAGCAAGAGAGCCCAAACAUUGAGGUGGAUGAGAACGGCACCUUGGACUUAAGCAUGAAGAAGCCUGUCAAACAGGACAGCUCCAGCCCAGGGCUGCGCUCACAGGACGCUCCUUCCUCCUCUUCCUCCUCCUCCUCCUCCCUGCACCCCGGUGGCGGCAGCAGCAGUAGCGUGACCUCACCUCCUUCUAGCCAUGCCCACAGGCCGGAGGAGUGGGAGGGGCCUCUGGACUAUACCAAACCCAACCGUCAGAGAGAGGAGGUACCAGAGGAGGUGGAGCAGACCACACAGGCAGAACAGUCUUACUCUUCUUCUGACAAUGAGGACUACGACAGGACAAAGGGCAGCAUCGAGGAGAGGAAGUACCCUGGCGAGGUCACGACAUCUAGUUUUAAAGUCAAAUUCCAGCCAAAGGAUUGCAAGAAAGAUGUUCUGCUGUGCCCCACCCCAGGCUGUGAUGGAAGUGGUCACAUCACUGGGAACUAUGCCUCUCAUCGGAGUCUGUCUGGAUGUCCUCUCGCUGAUAAAAGCCUGCGGUCCCUCAUGGCAGCCCAUUCUCCUGAGCUCAAGUGCCCCACCCCGGGAUGCGACGGCUCAGGUCACAUUACAGGAAACUACGUGUCCCACAGGAGUUUGUCUGGGUGUCCCCGCGCUAAAAAAGGAGGAAUAAAAACAACCCCCACCAAGGACGACAAGGAAGAUUCUGAGCUCAUAAAGUGCCCAGUGCCUGGCUGCGACAGCCAGGGCCACAUCAGUGGGAAGUAUGCUACCCAUCGCAGUGCCUAUGGGUGCCCGCUGGCGGCACGCCGGCAGAAGGAGGGCUUCCUGAAUGGCUCACCUGUCUCCUGGAAGUCCUUCAAGACUGAGGGCCCGGUCUGCCCCACCCCCGGCUGUGACGGCUCUGGCCAUGCCAACGGCAGCUUCCUCACACACAGGAGUCUCUCUGGUUGUCCCAGAGCCUCCCUCUCUAAGAAGAAGGCCAGGGCUCCUGGGGAGGAGUACGGCAGCACUAAAUUCAGGGCCAGUGACGUUCUGGAUAACGAUGAGGACAUCAGACAGCUGAACAAAGAGAUCAGCGAGCUGAAUGAGUCCAACACUGAGAUGGAGGCUGACAUGGCCAACCUGCACACUCAGAUAUCUUCCAUGGAGAAGAACCUGAAAAACAUGGAGGAGGAGAAUAAGCAUAUCGAGGAGCAGAAUGAGGCCUUGUACCUGGAGCUCUCCGGCCUGAGUCAGGCUCUGAUCCGCAGCCUGGCCAACAUCCGCCUGCCGCACAUGGAGCCAAUCACGGAGCAGAAUUUCGACACCUACGUGGACACUCUGACCGAUAUGUACUCCAACAAAGAAUGCUACCAGAACCCGGAGAACAAGGCUCUGCUGGAGAUUAUUAACCAGGCUGUGCGGGGCAUUGAGGUCUGAGGAAUGAGAGGACGCAGAGAAACAAGGGGAAGAAACCGCAGAAAUGACAGAGUAAUGUCACGGAGACUGACAAACAAAAAAAGGGCAUCCACGGACCUCUUCCUAUUACACGAAAAGCAAAACCACUGGGACCAAAAUCCAUACAAGCUGCUGAUAGGUAUGUGAGGACAAGAGGAACUGAGCCAAAUCCAUCAUUUUUGGUCUUAUUUUGUGGAAUAUAGUUUUUGUUGUAGUGAGGGAGUAGCUUUGUUUCUGGACUGUUGGGGUAUGAGGAUGAAUGGAGAAGGAUGUGAGCAGGAGACCAGGGGGCACAGCUCACAGGGGAUGGGGAAAUGAACAAGGCAGGGAUCGAUUACAUGUGUCACUCUCACAGCAUACUGAUAUUACACUCCCCGGCGCGUCAAAGUUACGCUCUCAGCGUGCUUUCAUCACACUCUCAGUGCGCUGACAUUAUGUUCUCAGUGUGUUGAAGUUGCAGACUCAUAUGUUGACAUGGGUUUCUCAUUACGUCACACAUUCAGCUUGUUUAUGUUUGAAAUCGGAUCAAACGAGAUUGCAUCUGAAGCGUGGAUGAGCUUAAUGGUCAACUGUUUUAACAUUGGGGACAGUAGGGGGGAGGGGUAUAUUUGGAUACACCGGGGAAUUUCCUAACCUCCAUAUUGAAAGCCUGUGGUUGUGUUGGUGGGCACACAAAACAGCCUCAUCACCCCAAGGGUGCAGCCACAUGCACUUGCUCUGUCUCCUGCAAAAGACAAAUGUACACUGUGUAAACCUCA
Megalops cyprinoides (Indo-Pacific tarpon) is the source of this 4556-nucleotide messenger RNA. Its product is annotated as myelin transcription factor 1-like. Gene Ontology annotation, cellular component: nucleus. Gene Ontology annotation, molecular function: zinc ion binding; DNA-binding transcription factor activity, RNA polymerase II-specific; RNA polymerase II cis-regulatory region sequence-specific DNA binding. Gene Ontology annotation, biological process: regulation of transcription by RNA polymerase II. The coding region runs from base 52 to 3780 and encodes 1242 amino acids. The transcript has 23 exons. The record is from RefSeq and is a predicted model, not a curated record. NCBI's taxonomy places the organism in Eukaryota, Metazoa, Chordata, Actinopteri, Elopiformes, Megalopidae.